This is a messenger RNA of Mesorhabditis belari, 1200 nucleotides long. The record is from the annotation of a GenBank genome assembly. NCBI's taxonomy places the organism in Eukaryota, Metazoa, Nematoda, Chromadorea, Rhabditida, Rhabditidae.
AUGUCGAAAGGAAUCGACGGGGAACCGAUUUGCGAGAUGGACACCGAAGAUGGAUUCACUGAGGUGCAAUUCGUCUUCCGUGCCUAUUUGAUGCCGUUCACUUACCUUUUCGGAAUCAUCGCCAACACCAUAAAUGUCAUCAUUUUCUCACACAAAAAGAUGCGAAAUCAGCUGGUGAAUUGGUUUUUCCUUAUUCUUUCCAUAUCGGAUAUCUUUGUGCUCUUCUCGUCCUUUUUCGUCUUUUCACUGCCCGUUUACGCCGAAUACUCGGGAAAUGCUGAAAGUCUCCGGAUAUCGGCCGUUCUGAUCGUCUAUUUCUAUCCAAUCGCGCAAACCUCAUUGACGAUGUCAGUCUAUUUGACGAUACUUGUCUCAACACAUCGAUAUCUCGGCGUAUGUCAUCCAUUCUUGAUCCGACGAAUCUCGAAUCGGAGUGUCGUUCGCGGGGUGAUCAUUUUCGCGAUCGUUUUCGCCAUUUCAUUCAACAUUCCCCGGUGGUCUGAGUUGACUUAUAUGCCUUGUUCACAUAAAGACACAAAAAAAGAAACCCUCGUGGUGAUCCCAACCGAAUUCAUGAUCGGCCCAUGGUACACUUUGAUUUAUCGAAAUGCCGCCUACACGAUUGUCAUGUUUUUCUUGCCGUUUGCUGUGCUUAUCAUGUUGAAUGUGCGAAUUGUGAACACGUUGAGGAUGUCAAAUCGCCUCCGACGCCAAAUGACAAUCCAGCAAACGGCGUGCAAGAGCUCCCGUUUCCCGGGCAUUAAACCAUCGGAAACAGGAAUCCUUGAGAAAAAGAAGUUGUCCAUCAAAUCCGGUACACUCAUUGUUCCAGAACGCCGUGAUCACGGUGUGACAAUCAUGUUGGUGGCGAUGACAUGUGAAUUUCUUCUCUUCAAUCUUCUAGCUUUCGCGAACAAUAUGUUAGAGUUAACUGGAGCAACUUCAGGCAAUUCUCGGAUAGAGACGUUUUUGGUUGAGAUCUCCUCCUUACUUGUGAAUAUAAACGGAGCGUCAACGAUUGUCGUCUACAUGAUAUUCGGCAGCAAAUAUAGAGCCAUAUUUUUAAAGUGGAUCGCCGGCUCAAAAUUCACCCGUUUGGCCGUUCAAGCCGGUGCCCCGUCAUUCUUCUCAUUGGGUCCAAAUGAGACGACACAACUCAUCACAAAUGCAUCCACAUAUGAUCGAACGAGAGGCAGAAGG